AUGGAAUCAAAAGCGUCGAAAAAUCAAUCAAAAGGUGCCAAACCACCGUCGACGGAAUCUGUCGCUGUCUUGCAGCAAGUACCUAUCAAACCUCCAAUCAAACAACUCUCCUACCCGUCCUUGGUCUCAGUUGUAGAGUUCAUCAGCUUUGGUAGACGAAAACAACUAUACGCCAAGUGUCCAACAAUUCGAAAACUCGAAGAAAAACUACCCUAUCAUCUUGAAAGUGUGAAAAUCGAAACAAUAGGCCCUGGCUACAUUAUUUUGAAAUUUGACAAUUUUUCUACUGGUGACAUUGGUGCGCAUCCCGGCAAUAGAGGCGAAAUAGAAAUGUGGUGUCCUGGAAAACGAGUGACACGCUCAACAAAACUGUCUUUAUAUGAGGCGACUGAAAAGUUUGCAUUGUAUAAUUUGAGCAGACCGGGGACAACAAUAAAGACACUUGAGACAGAGUACACUCCGAAAUGUAUUUUGAACUGUAUCCCCUUGACAAUUGAAAAUUUGAUAGUGGACUGUAACGAAUGGGACGAGUGGAUCAACCGUACAACUAGACCAGUUAAAACUCUGCAAACUGGUCUUAUAAUCAGACAUGACACGAUCAAGUAUGCAAAAGAAGUCACAGUGACAAGACCAUCACAUCUUUCGAUCAGAAUCCAGACAGACAUAUUGUCAGAAUGGAAUUGUGAAUCUAUUACAAUUGAGAAGGAUCUGACUUAUAUGGAGGUCGUGGAUUACUGUAGGAGAGUGUCAAAAAGAACCGAUCGACCGAUUGGAAGCGUUUUCAAGUCAGGGUUGAGUGGUUACUCAACAGAGUUGUUCCAAAUGCUUUCUCGGGAACUAAAUGCAAAAAAGAUGUUGUUAAAAGGCUUCUUUGGCAAUCUGAUACAAUGUGCAACUAUCUACAUUAACGAAUCGACUGAGUUACACGUAUGCAGGAUGGAACCAGGAAUUUGGAUAAAAGUCAGUGCGAGAAGAACCGCAAUUGAUCAAGUUUUCUAA
Messenger RNA from Caenorhabditis remanei, 999 nucleotides. RefSeq lists its product as uncharacterized. Lineage: Eukaryota; Metazoa; Nematoda; Chromadorea; Rhabditida; Rhabditidae. The coding region runs from base 1 to 999 and encodes 332 amino acids. The record is from RefSeq and is a predicted model, not a curated record. The transcript has 5 exons.